AUGGCAUUCAUUCCGUCCAAAAGUUAUGCGGAGGUUGUUAUUGGUACGUCUUCCUUUGUGCAGUGUUCCUGGAGUCAUUUACAGACACAAGAAGAAGAGGAGGCUUUGCGGCUAGCAAUCAAAAAUUCCAUUGGAGAAAAGGUAAUAUGCAGAUUUCUCUGUUUGCAAAUAGUGCCGUUUGUAUUUUUUUCAACUACGUUUUUUUAACUACGUGUUCCUUUCAUUAGAGUACAGAGGAGGACUUAACUAUAACUGCCGAGGAAACAUCUGAAACUUUCGUCAAAAGCCGUAAAAAGGUAGGUUAUAAUUAACUGGUGCUUUUGCAUGUCAGUUAUUUGGUAUGCGAUUCGAUGUUCUCCACCUUAAGCGUUUUAAUCUCCAUCUUAUUGGUUUUUUUUGCCAUGAUAGCAAAGUAAUAUUUCGACUUGCACAAUUUUGCUAUAACUCUAAAUUUUUAUUUUGACUACUGAGAAUUAAUAUGCGCGUUGUGUGGUCCCGUGUCAGAUGAUUGAUGCUUCUAUAAAUUCGAUGAAUAAUAAUUUCAAGCCCGCAGAAUUCACGAUUGAUCCAACACUUUCUUUCUGCAUUCGAGAAAGUAAUCCUCGUCACGACGAUUUGUUUACGCACGUUCAUUUAUUAAUGGCCUUUGAUCUUCUUGGGGCGAGGUCUAUAGCCCUAUGGCCUAUGAUAUGUGGACGAGAAGAGGUGGGGCCAGGCUCCCUUCACUUUCAAGCUUAACAACCUACUCUUUGUAAAGCUCUGCCGCUAAGCGUUUCUUAUAUCAUAGCGCUAAAAAACGAAUUUGAAAACUCGUUUGUGUUAUCUAGUAAUACAACAGCGAAUUUUUCAAUAUCAAAACCAGUUAAAGCGUUGGGGGCACCUGUCAUAUACGUCUUCACCUUGCACGUUGAAUAAGGACAAUGAGCGUAAUAAAUAACAGCGAGAUAAAAAGCAAAAACGUCUCUUUCAUCAUCUAGAUCCCGAGCAUCUUGCUUCCUUGAUAUUACGCGCCAAAAAUUCAAUUGCGCGUGAAAACCUUAAGCCGGUAUCAGUAGUGCAGUGUAACCUUCCCAGGCGCGAAUGCACACCGGUUUCCGUCGUUUUUAAUACGUAAAUCUGUUGGAUUCGUCAUAAUAAAUUAAUUCAGCCGAUAUGCAAGGGUUCAACCUGGAAUGGCCAAUGACUUGCUGAAUGACUUAGAACUCCAAAUAUUUCCUCUGCGGCGCAUGUCCGGAACCCCUCUAUGAGCUUGCGCCUUGGGUGCUCGUUUAGGAAAUUCGUCACAAUUUCGCCUUUAUCCGCACCAGCAUCCUCGAAUUUUUUACCUUGGUAAAACUUUACGCGAGAAGAAUUUUUCUUGGGAGAUUUUUGGUGAAUGUGCCGUUGGCAAAUCGGUUUUACCUAGGUACCAGUCUUUAGUGUGGCUCGGGGGUACUUUAGGAAUUUCUGGGUGGGGAUGUGCCGCUGGGACCCUGGGACCCUGGAACCCUUAACCCAUACCAGAGCUAGUUCAGCUGAAUUUUGCUACCCUAUACUAGAGUAAACUCCCCAAAUUCCCCCCCUAUCCUAGAGUAGCUGUUUCCCUUGUCUACAUAAAAUCUUCAACCAACUGAUCAGUUUCCUGAAAAAUGAUACCCUAUUCUAGAUCCAAACGCUCUGAUUUAUAUACCCUAUCCUAUAGUAAACUGCUUGAAAACCAUACACUUCACAGCGGCACAUACCAAUAUAGCCCAUAUAUGGCAGUACCCCCGGGUGUGGCUACAUCUAUUAUGACCACUUUUCUUGGCUAUGUAUUUUCGUAAAAAAAUCGUCGUUAAUGCCACCAGUCUUUAAUACGACUAACGGCCACAUUUUAAAAUCCCAAACAGCCGAAUCGUUAUAACUUCUCCCCUAAUUUUACUACUUCUUUCGAAAUUUAGAUGAUUUAAGUGCACGUGGUAUGUAAGUUUCUUUGACUAUAUAUUUGACUUUAUAUCUGAUGGACUAAAAUAAACCGAUAGUAUUUAAUUUCAAUUGCUGUCGUGGGAUAUCCGCAAUCCGGUUACUUAUCAAAGAUAACAAUUGAAGAAGUGCGAAUACGGAGUAUUAUAGCCCUAAAUUACUCCAUGAGGGUAGUACAUGUACUGGGGUCAGUGUUUUGUCAAUAUCAUUUAAAUGUUGGUUCAUCAACUCUACCUCUCCUCCAUGUGAAUGUACCUUGACAUUUAGCAGAUUUGGAGCUAACAUUUUUACCCUUCCUCUGCAGGCAAAGAGCAAGAGGCCUCCCACUUUUGAAUUAUGGGGAGAGGAAGAUUACAACCCAGGUUAUCCUUGUCUUCCAGUUGCAGGGUAUCCAUACUGCGAGGUUUGUGUACAAAGAAUUAAUUUGUAUAUCAUGACGUGGAUAAGUACACAAGAAAUUAGUCUUUGCCAAACAAGUGUAUUUACCUGAACAAUGUAAAUGAUAACAAUCCUGACUCGUCUCAGUCGUCUCUCAUUAUUAGUAUUUGGCGGGCUGUCAUUCCCAUCUUCCCCGCGCGCAUGACCGCAAACCCUCGUAUAUAAUUAAUGAGUAUAGACAACUUGCCAACGACUGGGGUCGAGUCAGAUAACGACCACUUUCAUAAUUGUUUUCGUGAAUCAGAGAAAGACCUUUUUGUUUCAAUGUCAGGAAAAGGAAAUGGGGCGCGCGAAUCAAGGAUUCUAUUCGCAGUUGCUUAGAUACAAUUAGCCAGUGAAUCUGAGUGAAGAGAGAUGGCUGUAUCGACAUCCUGUCUUUCCUCCAUUAUGCGCUUCUUAGUUUUAAGUCAGCCUUUCUUUAUUGUCAUGUACAUCUAUUUUUUUGUAGUAUUCAACAGUUCAUAGGAGAGAGACAAUCACCCUGUCAAAAAAAAGCAAAGAAAAGGUGCAUUCUAGACCAUCGAAGAUUCCUCUUGGCCAUUCCACUGGCCAGUGCCAUUCGAGUGUGGGCAAAGGAAAAGGUACGCACCAGAUAAUAUUAAAUUUUCCUGUUUUUAUGCUACUAUUUCAUUCUAAAGUUAAGAAAUGUUAAACGUGCAGCGUGCAACCAUAGCUCAAUGGUUUCACAGCUUCAACUUUUACCAUUUCUUUUAUAACGUAAUGAAAAGGGAAAACAUUUCCAUUUGCCUUCGGGUUGAGUCAUCGUUACAGUAUGUGAGUUGAUGAUUGCUGUCCAAACGACAACUCAGCUUCCAUUUAUUCCAUUUAUUAUCUGUACAUUUAAACGGUGCACUUUUGCCGACCUCAAGUUUAAGAUUUUUCCGUGCUAGCUCAGUUUCUUGGCUUGCAACAACGGGCGAAUGGUAGAUGGGUAACUGACCAAUCAGAGGACGCGCUUUGCUUUACUUUUGUUAUGUUUUAAUUCUUGUUCAUUGAUUUGUAAAUAAUAACGUUCGAGAUAGUUUUCAUUUAUAAGAAACAUCACUCUCAUACUGAGGGGGAUAUUUUCUAUUGUUUUGUGUGUUUUUAUUUAUUUGUUUACCCAUGCCUGCGCAAACUAUCCUCGACUCGCUAACUCUCCUUUUACUAAAAAACGAGACGUGAAAAAAGCCAGUAAUUUUUACUUAUUAAACUGCGCAUUCCGACUAGUACAACGUUGUUGCUGGUAUCACAAAACAGUAGAGAGGAACAUACAAGGUAAUGCUCAACAACUCUCCUGCUGGAAUCACAAACAGCAGAGAGGAACAUAGAACUGAAGGUAAUGCUCAACAACUCUCCUGCUGGAAUCACAAACAGCACAGCAGAGAGGAACAUAGAAGCUAAUGUGCAACAACUCUCCUGCUGGAAUCAUACACAGCAGAGAGGAACAUAGAAGGUAAUGCUCAACAACUCUCCUGCCGGAAUCAAAAACAGUAGAGAGGAACAUAGAAGCUAAUGUACAAAAACUCUCCUGCUGGAAUCACAUAGCAGUAGAGAGGAACAUAAAAGGUUGAUGCACAUAGAAGGUAAUGCAUAUGGUAAUGGCACAUAGGAGUUAAUGGACAACUCUCCUGUUCAAAUCAUAAGGCGGUGGAGAGGAACAAAGAAGAUAAUGCGUAACUCUCCUGUUGAAAGUACAAUCCAGUCGAGAGGAACAUAGAAGGUAAUGCACAACUCGCCUGUUGAAAGCCCAAGUCUGCACAGCCUUCAUCCAGGAAACACAGAGAAGCCGAGGGUCAAUCGCACGGCUAUUCGAAGCGUGUCUCGAAGCGCGUGCCUCUAGUUCCUUUUUUAAGACAUUAAUAGAUACCAUUAAUCAUUUUAGAUUUUCAUCUCAAAAGAUGACAAUAACUCCAUUUACCUUGAAUCAAUAUUUUCAAGUUAUUAAUCUUUUUUUCUUAUAAUUAUAGGGGGGUAUCGUGCUGGGAAGACUAACUUACAAGAGGAAUGUUACCCGCUUAGAAUUGUCGCGGGGGGCGAAAAUGUAUCUUUAGACCCUGAAAAAAUAGAAUUAAGUAAAGAGCUUAUUGGAAGUGGUGCAACCUCACGCGUUUUCAGGGGAAAGUUUCAUCAUUCUGAGGGUGCAUUCACGGAAAUUGCAUGCAAAGAGUACAUGACGACCAUUACGCCGAAACAUAAAAGAAAGCUUUUCAAGGAGAUUGAAUGCUUAAAAAAGCUACGACAUCCGAAUAUUGUCUCCCAUUUCGGAGUCGAUUUUACUCGAUCACUUGUAAUCACUGAGUUGCUUGAGAAAAAGAUGACAAUUGAUGGAGAAGUAGAAACAAUACACAAUGCUAGAGAAUUACUCGACCUUCAUGAAAUGCAACCUUUGCCAUGGAUCCUGCGCCUUAAAAUUCUAAAGGAAGUUUGCUGUGGCCUUGAUUUUCUUCACAACAAUGGCAUUAUCCACUGUGAUCUCAAGGCCGGAAAUAUCUUUAUCGGUGAAAAUGGGAACGGAGGCUACGUGGCAAAACUUGGCGACUUUGGAACUGCUCGUUUCGAUUUCGAACAAUUUUCGGUUUCAGUCUUGCCAUCCACAGCAGAUGAUCAAUCAUUAAUGUGUACUGCUGCAUACACGGCUCCAGAACUUCUCGCGAGGGGCUCAAAACCAUCUCGCAAAAGUGAUAUAUAUAGCCUAGGGAUGAUUAUGGCAGAGUUUAGUUUGCCUAACCGCUCUACACCCUGGGAGGGAGAAGUAAUCAAUUCCUCAAUGAUUUAUGAUUUUGUAAGCAAAGGGGAAAGACCGACCAUAACCGAAGAAGAUCUGUUAGGACUAGACAGCAAUGUUGCGAGGCAAUGGAAGCAACUCAUUUGUGACUGUUGGGCACAAGAUGCCUCAAUUAGGCCUACAAGCAACCAAGUACUUGCUAAGAUGUCGACGCUGUAUGAUUCUGCUGGUGACGAAAGCUACAAAUCUUUAAAACGAUGGCGUCAGGAAAACUCCGACGUGUCAUUUAUUUCGCUGUCUACUCACCAAGGAAUGGCCGUUGAAACUGCAGAUGAGGUAGUUGGGUCGUUUGUUUCAGAGAACAAGGUUCCUGACCCGGAAUUACAGCAUGAUCUUUCUCUGAACGUGCGCGCAAAUGAUGGAAGUAAUGCAUGCGUGUAUCUUUGCACAAAAAUUGUUGAUGACCUUUUAAAGCUGUCCAAUGACAGCUUUAAUGACACAGCCCCCGUUAUAAAGGAAGUCUCGGAGAGAGUAAUAACGUCUCUCCCUAAACUUAUUAACCCUGCAAGGUCGGUAGGGAAGUUUGCUGACGUGCAGGAUGCGCUACGCCUAAUGCAAAGUGAACGUAUUAUUACAACUGACUACGAUUUGGAAGAACUGUUGAAGCAACAGACAUCAACCAACCUGAAAGAAAAAGAGGCCUACUUGAAGUCAGCCUUUUUCUCUUUAGCGAAGUCUGUAAAUGAAGAAGGAAAAGCAUUUGCCAUUUACACUUGCUUUCCGCUUUCGUUCCUGACUGGUGUGUACAGAAAUGGAUUCAUUAUUGUCGAUACUCACAAAGUGUCCAAAGAGGUUGGUGGCGACCAGACAGGAUUAUUGGCAUUUUUUAAUUAUAACGGUAAAAGCAAAGAGGGUGUAAUUGACAGCUUAGUGGAGUGGAUUUCUCUGAGAAUGAAAGGAUCCAUUCAAGAUUAUUCUACGCAGCCUCAUUCCUUGCUUCAGUUGAAAAAGAAAGAAAAUUUAACAGCUAUUGAAGAAGAUGACGAUCUACUCAAUGAGGAAAUGAGUGAUGAAGAACUUUUGAACGCGAGUAUUGAAUUAGAAAAAAAGGAAAAGUCUUUUAAUUCAGAUGAUGUUGAGGAAAUGGAGCUGUCUGACCAGCCGCCAGAGGUGAAAGCUGAAUUCGAAUCGAAUCUUAGUAGUGCUCAAAAAGACGAAACUGGGCCAUGGGUCUUACCCUGUAUGUUACCGCCACCCACAAAUGCAACUGAGAUAAACUGGAGGGGACAUCUCACUCGUUUUGGACUAAAUACUUUCAAACCUUUCCAGCUGAAUGCAGUAAAUACAGUGGAGAGUAAAAUGGAUGCAGUAGUAAUACAACCUACUGGUAGUGGGAAAAGCCUUUGCUAUCAGUUGCCAGCCGUGUUUGAUUUAAAUAGCAUCACGGUGGUUGUCUGUCCAACUGUGUCACUGAUAAAUUCGCAGCUGCAAGACCUCCAAAGCAAAGGAAUCGAUGCCGCUUCCGUCGGUCCUUCAUCCGGAGGUUCUAAGCUUCAAAGCGUGGAUGUAAAUAGUGAAGCAGAAAUCCCUUCUUUGCUAUUCACGACACCUGAAUAUUUCGUCACUAAACUGAAGCAAGAGUUACUGAAAAUGCAAGAGAGGCUUAAGCUUAUCGUUUUAGACGAAGUUCACAAAUUGUUUGAUAGAACAGCCAAAUUUAGGGAGUCCUACGAUUCAAUAAAGUCGCUUAAAGAUGACUUUCCCGACACUCCAAUUAUGACAUUAACUGCGACGCUCAACGACCAUCACUUGCGUACGCUGUGUUCCGAACACCUUCGUAAACCUGUACUAAUAAGAAGCAGUGUGAAUAAGAAAAACAUUAAAUUAAACAUUGGCAAAUACGUCUUUAAAAACAAGAAGACUAUUCCCGACCCCUGGGAGUCAGUGGCCAGACAGAUCGCUUCUGCAGUUAACGAAGAAUAUGCAAUAGUGUACAUGGACUUUAAAAAAGAUGUCGAAGUAACGGUGAAAAGUUUAAAAGAGGCCGGAAUUCAGGACGUUAAGGCGUACCACGGAAGUCUGCCACAUCAGCAAAAAGCUGAAAUCGACAGAGAAUUCAGAGACAAAGAGUUUCAGAUUCUUGUGGCAACAGAGGCGUAUGAAGUUGGAACUCACAGUCCUCACGUCAAUAUAGUGUUUCGCAUCGGCUGCAUGAGAAACGUAGCUGUUUUGGUGCAGGAAUUUGGCAGAGCCGGAAGAAAUAACGACGCCUCUGAUGGGUUUCUCUUAUUAAAUGAAAACAAGGAUGAUCAGCGACUAAUAUUUUGGACAACAUCUAGCUCCAGCGAGGAGUUCAAGCUCCAGAAAAAUGACUACGAGGCUGCUUGGAAGUGGAUUUAUGGCGUUCAGUGUGGUCUUUGUUUACGACAAUCCUUACUAAAAAAUUUUGAAGAAGUUGACGUAUUAGAACAACCCAGCCCUGGAGAGUGCUGUUCUAGCUGCGACAUCUUAGGCGAAAGAAACUUUGACAUUAAAGAUACGGCUGUACUCUUACUUAAGGCGAUAAAAGAAAUGAAUGAGAUCGGUAGCAUUAAGGGGGUUUCUGAGGACAAGCUUAUUUCAUGGUUAAGAGGAGCCAAAAGAGACUGGUUGUCUGGAGAGGAUAUACAGAAAAACAUUGAUCGAUCCGAGACCUAUGGCGAGGGACUUUUUAAAGACAAAGCAUGCUUAAGUAAAGAUUGGUGGUCCUCACAUCUUCGUCAACUGGCACAUUUAGAUUUUGUUAAUAUCAAUUUUAAAAUCAUUCGAAAUUCUUUCUUCGCAAAAACAUCAAGGACAUAUCUUAUUUCCUCACUUGGUCAGCAGUUUCUUGACAAUCCACGCAGCAUAUAUAUCCUGCCUCCCUUAUGUCAGGACCAUCAAAAAGGCUGCGAGCGUAGAGAAAGUAAACAACGAGAUAAUAACAGGGCCACCAAGCACCAUCUUCCAAAAGUGAGACAAUUAGUGAAAUCCAAGUCUAGUUGGUUCGUAAUUAAUAAAAAGGAGGACUACGAAUAUCCUGGAUUUUCAUCGGAAAAUAUUGGCGGGAAAAUUGGUUAUUGUGAAAACAUUCUGAAUUCUCAAUCUUUUGGAUCUAGUAAAAGACCACACUAG
This is a messenger RNA of Porites lobata, 8239 nucleotides long. The record is from the annotation of a GenBank genome assembly. Lineage: Eukaryota; Metazoa; Cnidaria; Anthozoa; Scleractinia; Poritidae.